Molecule: messenger RNA, 4572 nt
Organism: Nannospalax galili (Upper Galilee mountains blind mole rat)
Lineage: Eukaryota; Metazoa; Chordata; Mammalia; Rodentia; Spalacidae
Gene: Polr3a
Product: RNA polymerase III subunit A
Biological process (GO): DNA-templated transcription
Molecular function (GO): DNA-directed RNA polymerase activity; DNA binding
Source: RefSeq, a predicted model, not a curated record
CUCGCUACGGUGGCCGAGGAGUGCUAAAAAAGCGUUUCCUGAGCCCAGAAGCGCGGUGCAGCGAGCCAGGUUUCUGUGGUCGCAGCCCCGAGGAGGGCGCCCGGGCAGGGGGCACCAUGGUGAAGGAGCAGUUUCGCGAGACGGAUGUGGCCAAGAAAAUAAGCCACAUCUGCUUUGGAAUGAAGUCCCCUGAGGAGAUGCGCCAGCAGGCUCACAUCCAGGUUGUGAGUAAGAACCUGUACAGCCAGGACAACAACCAUGCCCCCUUGCUGUAUGGAGUGCUUGACCACAGAAUGGGUACAAGUGAAAAGGACCGUCCUUGUGAGACCUGUGGGAAAAAUUUGGCUGACUGUCUAGGCCACUAUGGGUACAUUGACCUGGAAUUGCCGUGCUUUCAUGUGGGGUACUUCAGAGCUGUCAUCGGCAUCUUACAGAUGAUCUGCAAAACCUGCUGCCACAUCAUGCUGUCCCAAGAGGAGAAGCAGCAGUUUCUGGAUUACCUGAAGAGGCCUGGCCUGACCUACCUGCAGAAGCGAGGCCUGAAGAAGAAAAUCUCUGACAAGUGCCGGAAGAAAAGCAUUUGCCACUGCUGUGGGGCCUUUAACGGUACUGUAAAGAAAUGUGGCUUACUGAAGAUAAUCCAUGAAAAAUACAAGACCAACAAAAAAGUAGUGGAUCCCAUUGUAUCGAAUUUCCUUCAGUCCUUUGAAACAGCCAUUGAGCAUAACAAGGAAGUUGAACCUCUGCUGGGAAGGGCACAGGAAAACUUGAAUCCCUUAGUAGUUCUGAAUUUGUUUAAACGCAUCCCUGCUGAAGAUGUCCCUUUACUUCUGAUGAACCCAGAAUCUGGGAAGCCCUCAGAUUUGAUUCUCACUCGACUUUUGGUGCCUCCCUUGUGUAUCAGACCCUCCGUUGUGAGUGAUUUGAAGUCAGGCACCAAUGAAGAUGAUCUGACCAUGAAAUUGACAGAGAUCAUUUUCCUAAAUGAUGUUAUUAAAAAGCAUCGGAUCUCAGGAGCGAAGACACAGAUGAUCAUGGAGGACUGGGAUUUCCUGCAGCUGCAGUGCGCCCUCUACAUCAACAGCGAGCUCUCUGGCAUCCCCCUCAACAUGGCGCCCAAGAAGUGGACCCGGGGCUUUGUCCAGCGCUUAAAGGGGAAGCAGGGUCGAUUUAGAGGGAAUCUGUCAGGAAAGAGAGUGGAUUUUUCUGGCCGGACAGUCAUCUCACCUGACCCGAACCUCCGGAUUGAUGAGGUAGCUGUGCCAGUUCAUGUGGCCAAAAUUCUAACUUUUCCUGAGAAGGUAAGUUUUUGAAGUAUGGAAAUCGGGAAAAGAUGGCUCAGGAACUCAAGUUUGGUGAUAUUGUAGAGAGACACCUAAUAGACGGAGACGUGGUAUUGUUCAACCGGCAGCCCUCACUGCACAAGCUGAGCAUCAUGGCCCAUCUGGCCAGGGUCAAGCCCCAUCGGACUUUCAGAUUUAAUGAAUGUGUCUGCACUCCCUACAAUGCGGACUUCGAUGGUGAUGAAAUGAACCUUCAUCUUCCUCAGACGGAGGAAGCCAAAGCAGAAGCCCUUGUUCUCAUGGGGACUAAAGCAAAUCUUGUAACCCCAAGGAAUGGGGAGCCACUCAUUGCUGCUAUUCAGGAUUUCCUAACAGGUGCCUAUCUCCUCACCCUCAAGGACACUUUCUUUGAUCGAGCCAAGGCUUGCCAAAUCAUUGCUUCAAUACUGGUUGGCAAGGAUGAGAAAAUUAAAGUGCGCCUCCCACCCCCAACCAUACUAAAGCCUGUCACCCUGUGGACAGGAAAGCAGAUCUUCAGUGUCAUUCUCAGACCUAGUGAUGACAACCCCGUGAGGGCCAACCUCCGAACUAAGGGCAAGCAGUACUGCGGCAAGGGGGAAGACCUCUGCGUCAAUGAUUCCUACGUCACAAUCCAGAACAGUGAGCUGAUGAGUGGCAGCAUGGACAAAGGAACCCUGGGGUCGGGAUCCAAGAACAAUAUCUUCUACAUUCUGCUACGAGACUGGGGGCAGAAUGAGGCUGCCGACGCCAUGUCUCGGCUUGCCAGGCUGGCUCCUGUCUACCUGUCUAACCGGGGGUUCUCCAUUGGAAUCGGUGAUGUCACACCUGGCCAGGGCCUGCUGAAGGCCAAGCACGAGCUGUUGAAUGCUGGCUACAAGAAAUGUGAUGAAUACAUCGAAGCCCUGAACACAGGCAAGCUGCAGCAGCAACCAGGCUGCACUGCUGAAGAGACACUGGAGGCCCUGAUCCUGAAGGAGCUAUCUGUGAUCCGGGACCACGCUGGCAGUGCCUGCCUCCGAGAGCUGGACAAGAGCAAUAGCCCCCUCACCAUGGCCCUGUGUGGCUCCAAAGGUUCCUUCAUUAAUAUAUCACAGAUGAUCGCCUGUGUGGGACAGCAAGCCAUCAGCGGCUCUCGAGUGCCAGAUGGCUUUGAAAACAGGUCUUUGCCUCACUUUGAAAAACACUCAAAGCUCCCAGCUGCCAAAGGCUUUGUGGCUAAUAGCUUUUACUCAGGUUUAACGCCCACCGAGUUUUUCUUCCACACAAUGGCUGGCCGGGAGGGUCUGGUUGACACAGCGGUAAAAACAGCUGAAACAGGAUACAUGCAGAGAAGGCUGGUCAAAUCCCUGGAAGAUCUCUGUUCCCAGUAUGAUCUGACAGUGAGGAGCUCCACUGGUGACAUCAUCCAGUUCAUCUAUGGAGGAGAUGGCUUAGAUCCUGCAGCCAUGGAGGGGAAGGAUGAGCCACUGGAAUUCAAGAGAGUUCUGGACAACAUCAGAGCAGUGUUUCCAUGUCAGAGCGAGCGUGCUCUCAGUAAGAAUGAGCUCACUCUGACCACCGAGGCCAUCAUGAAGAAGAGCGAGUUCCUCUGCUGCCAGGAGAGCUUCCUGCAGGAAAUAAAAGCAUUCAUUAAAGGGGUUUCUGAGAAGAUCAAGAAAACCAGAGAUAAAUAUGGCAUCAAUGAUAAUGGCACAACGGAGCCUUGUGUACUCUAUCAGUUGGACCGGAUCACUCCCACUCAAAUUGAAAAGUUCCUGGAGACCUGCAGGGACAAGUACAUGAGGGCACAGAUGGAGCCAGGCUCUGCAGUGGGCGCACUCUGUGCACAGAGCAUUGGUGAGCCAGGCACCCAGAUGACCCUGAAGACUUUCCACUUUGCAGGUGUGGCCUCCAUGAACAUCACCUUAGGUGUGCCUCGUAUCAAAGAGAUCAUCAACGCUUCCAAGGCCAUCAGCACUCCAAUUAUCACAGCCCAACUAGACAGGGAUGAUGAUGCGGAUUAUGCUCGCCUGGUGAAAGGAAGAAUUGAGAAAACCCUCCUGGGGGAGAUCUCAGAGUACAUUGAGGAAGUGUUUCUUCCUGAUGACUGCUUUAUUCUUGUCAAGCUCUCCCUAGAACGUAUCCGACUUCUGAGACUGGAGGUGAACGCUGAGACAGUGCGGUACUCCAUCUGCACUUCCAAGCUCCGAGUGAAGCCUGGUGAUGUGGCUGUUCAUGGUGAGGCUGUGGUGUGCGUUACCCCAAGGGAGAACAGCAAGAGUUCCAUGUAUUAUGUGUUACAGUUCCUGAAAGAAGAUCUUCCCAAGGUGGUUGUACAGGGCAUCCCAGAGGUGUCCAGAGCAGUCAUCCACAUCGACGAGCAGAGUGGGAAGGAGAAGUAUAAGCUUCUGGUAGAGGGUGACAACCUGCGGGCUGUCAUGGCCACCCACGGUGUGAAGGGCACCCGGACCACCUCCAAUAACACCUAUGAGGUGGAGAAAACCCUGGGCAUCGAGGCUGCCCGGACAACUAUCAUCAAUGAAAUCCAGUACACAAUGGUCAACCAUGGCAUGAGUAUUGACAGAAGGCACGUGAUGCUGCUCUCUGACCUGAUGACCUACAAGGGUGAAGUCCUGGGUAUCACCAGGUUUGGCCUGGCCAAGAUGAAGGAGAGCGUGCUGAUGCUGGCCUCCUUUGAGAAGACAGCUGACCAUCUCUUUGAUGCCGCCUACUUUGGGCAGAAGGACUCUGUGUGCGGUGUGUCCGAGUGUAUCAUCAUGGGAAUCCCGAUGAACAUUGGAACCGGGCUCUUCAAGCUACUGCACAAGGCCAACAGGGACCCAAACCCGCCCAGGAGGCCGCUGAUCUUCGACACAAAUGAAUUCCACAUCCCUCUUGUCACAUAGUUCAGGGCAAGAGGGCACCAAUCCUAAUCUUAACUGUUUGUCCUAUCUGCUGCUGGACUGAGGAACUUUGUGCCUGGAUGCCCCCACCAGUGCCCAUGGUCAGACAAGGCCCCUGGCCUCCCCAGGAGUAGCUAGCUCCUCAGAUGGAGAACUGGGGUGCUGCUUGUUACCUGAGGUAGCUUAGUGCCUCCAGCCCACCCUGCCUUCUGGACUUGAGGAAGCCCAAGCCAGGGGUCCUUGCCUAUCCAACCUCACUGUAUCCUUACAUAGGCCCACAGAAACCAGGUCAUAAUCCUGGUUUCCCACUCCUCAGUUGUGCUGGACUCUCCUCCACAGACAUACUCAUGUAAAUACAUUACUGUUAUUUAUUUGAUCCUUUGAGA